ACGGCAUCAGUUCCAUAUGUUGCUUCGUUGGACGUUGGUCUGAGACGUUGGAAUUUCUUUCAUAAAUUUGCCGCGUUGCUACGGCGAUAGGUGAAUCUGCUUUCAGUUUUCGUUUAGAGCUCGAGAGUGAGUGACUGCGCGCGGAGUGCUUCCGUUUCACGUGUGUUGUGGCAGAGAUUGAGAACCGGAACCAGAGCUUCGUUCACGCCCGUUGUAAUCAGGCGACAUAGUCGAGCGAGCGCGUAGUUUCUUGCACUUUGCGCUAAGUCUAGUCAGUAAGCGUUGAGUUUAGGCCGUACUUACGUAGUUGGUGCAAUUACAAGUUCAAAAUGUUCAAAUCAAGUCUAAUUGUUUCCUGCCUUUUUGCCGUUGCGAUUUGCGGCGAACUUAAAGUCGAUGUAGUUAGCGUCCCGGAAGUUUGCGAACAAAAAUCCAAAAAUGGAGAUAUGCUGACAAUGCACUAUACUGGCACCCUGACGGACGGAAAGAAAUUCGAUUCAAGUCUGGAUCGGGAUCAACCAUUCACAUUCAAACUUGGAGCUGGACAAGUCAUUAAAGGCUGGGACCAAGGACUUGUAGACAUGUGUGUCGGAGAAAAACGUAAACUUACAAUCCCACCGGAACUCGGAUAUGGUGAUCGUGGAGCCGGAAACGUAAUCCCCGGAGGUGCAACCCUCCAUUUCGACGUUGAACUCAUCAACAUUGGGGAUGCUCCUCCAACAACAAAUGUGUUCAAGGAAAUUGACGAAAAUCAAGAUAAGCAGCUCAGUCGCGAAGAGGUAAACCAAUAUGUCAGUGAAUAUCUGAAAAAGCAAAUGACUGCUGUUGAAGGACAAGAUUCGGACGAAUUGAAGAACAUGCUGAAAGAACACGACAAGUUGGUGGAGGAGAUUUUCCAACAUGAAGACAAGGACAAGAAUGGAUACAUUUCACAUGAUGAGUUCUCCGGACCUAAACAUGACGAACUGUAGAUGGAAAGUCACCAUCUUCCUGUAGACUUAGACGUUUUUUUAUUAUUAUUAUAUAAAGUACGGAUUUUUAUUUUUGCUUUAAAACCAUUUACAUUUACAAAUAUAUUCGUCUUCUGUUAAAUAAGGAACACAAAAUUUUCAUUUUUUGAACACAUUUUUCGAAAGAAAAAAUGUCUGCACGGUUUUAUAACAGAAUUCUAGUUGAGCGCUACCGUGACCUUCUCGUUUUGCUUAACCAACUCUUUUACCAAGGAAUUUUCUUAGUUUCCGCCUUUAAGUUGACGUCCCUUUGGUGUUUUGUUUGCUUUGAUAUUUUCCGGAAAAUUACAGUUAAGUUAUCGUUGUUAUGGAGAACAUAACAAUACAACACAAAUUCGUAGGCUAAUCACAUUUGUAAGGCGAAAAAGAGACAUAUCACUAAUGCAUUUCACACGAAGAAAACUGAAGCUAGAUUGUUACAGAGGACGGAAGAAGUAGGUUAAAGAAUUUUUAUACAUGCUAUUGUACACAUGAACUUAAUAAACGGUUGUCAUAGUUAGAA
Molecule: messenger RNA, 1512 nt
Organism: Hermetia illucens (black soldier fly)
Lineage: Eukaryota; Metazoa; Arthropoda; Insecta; Diptera; Stratiomyidae
Gene: Fkbp14
Product: FK506-binding protein 2
Exons: 5
Coding region: 330-971 (213 amino acids)
Molecular function (GO): calcium ion binding; peptidyl-prolyl cis-trans isomerase activity
Source: RefSeq, a predicted model, not a curated record